This is a messenger RNA of Trifolium pratense (red clover), 1210 nucleotides long. RefSeq names its product isoleucine--tRNA ligase, chloroplastic/mitochondrial-like. Bases 823 to 1050 code for a protein of 75 amino acids. The transcript is spliced from 6 exons. NCBI's taxonomy places the organism in Eukaryota, Viridiplantae, Streptophyta, Magnoliopsida, Fabales, Fabaceae. The record is from RefSeq and is a predicted model, not a curated record.
AUACAAGCACAAGACCCAUGUUGUUGAUAAUGUUGGAAACGUUAUAUCCAAUGCUGAUGUGAAUUAUCUCUUGGUUGGUCCUAUCUUAAGUUACAAUUAACUUUUGUAUCACUUUAACUGUAUGUUUAACAUUGCCUAUAGCAGCUAAGCCAAUCCGAUAGGUGCAACUGAUAUAGAACAGGGAAAUUAGGAAAGAAUUUGUAUUGCUAUUUGUUCUCUGGUUAAAGCAACCAGAGAUGAAUACACUGCAGAAGGUGAAUUAUUUUAUUUAGAGUCAUAUUUUCUCUCAUAACAAGAAACUAGUCUAUUCCUAACCAACUCUUCUAAUUGCUCUACUUUUUAUUUAUAUGAGAUGGUUGCAAUGUAGUUAGUUCUCCCCUCGUAACCCUUCCUAUUGUGACCCCUCACAUAGACUCUUCAUUAUUGAGUUUUUAUCAGAAUCCUUUGUAUGAAUAAGGAUUCAGGGGGAUCGUAUGAUUCUUAUCAUGCAUUGAAUUGAAGCCUUGUUUGCUUCUGGCAGGAGUAAGUUGUUGUUUGCUAAAAAAAAUAGCUUGGAUUUAAUUGCAGCUUUAAGAUGAUGUCUUAAGAAACCAAUGUAUUUCUUAGGAGUUUUGGGUUAUGUAGUUUUUGAUUUAUUGGUGGCUUCUUCAUAUUCUUUUGAUGUGUGAAUAUUGUUUUUUAUAUGUUGUGUAGUUUCAAGUGAUUUUCCUAUGUUAAGAGAAAUCAAAGAAGGUAACUUAAAUUUGGCAUGCAAGAAAGGGACUAUUGUGGAAAAGCUGAACGAAGAAGUAGCCAAGGAUGGUCAGCAUCUAAGGCAUUUAAAUGGCAUAUGUGAAGACUGUACAUAGCUUCCUUCGUGAAAGUCCGGACCAUGUAAAAUCUUACAUAGCCAGUUUGUACCCUGAAGGUCAUAUUUUAAGAAGCAUAUAUGCCAUUUUCAGAGUUGCAAGUGCUCCUCUAAUGUCGAGUGACCUACUACAAGAAUUCCCAAAUUUGUGUUUGGCCAUUUGGACUACCACUCCAAGGACUAUUCCUGCCAAUGCAGGCUGAGAUCUCGAGUUGCUAGCUGUGAAUGUCUACGCUAUCACAAGGUACAUGUUCGGUUGUAAACAUAUGAAGCGAGACCUGCUGCGUAGAGUGGUCUGGGAAUUAGAGCUGCUAUCAUGAUUUCUUUCUGAGAUGCUUAGUCUGUCUGCCUAGGGACAUAAUG